This is a messenger RNA of Oryzias latipes (Japanese medaka), 2702 nucleotides long. It is a transcript of the gene baiap2l1a, whose product is annotated as BAR/IMD domain containing adaptor protein 2 like 1a. Gene Ontology annotation, biological process: actin filament bundle assembly; positive regulation of actin filament polymerization; plasma membrane organization. NCBI's taxonomy places the organism in Eukaryota, Metazoa, Chordata, Actinopteri, Beloniformes, Adrianichthyidae. Gene Ontology annotation, cellular component: cytosol; nucleoplasm. Gene Ontology annotation, molecular function: protein binding. The record is from RefSeq and is a predicted model, not a curated record.
CUCUCAGCCAGAGCGUCCGCCGCCGCUGAGCGUGUCUGUGCGCAUGCACGGAGCCAAAGUGCAGACACGAAGCUGAGCCGCGUCCCUCCGGAUUCUCCGGAAACCGCAGGAUUUUUGACUUUUACGCUUGUUUGUUUGUAAUUUUUUUUUCUAACAUCUGUCUAUAAAAACAACAACAAGCUGCCAUCAUGUCUCGGAUUCCUGAAGGUGUGAACAAGAUCACAGAAAGUGCAUAUAAGAAUGUGAUGGAGCAGUUCAACCCAGGUCUGAGGAACCUGGUCAACCUGGGAAAGACCUAUGAGAAAUCGGUUGCAGCCAUGACUCUCGCCGGACGGGCGUAUUUUGACGCCGUUUCGAGGCUGGGAGAAGUCGCCAUCGUCUCUCCAGCCUCCAGAGAGCUCGGGGUUGUUCUUAUGGAAAUUGCUGAAGCCCAUUUGAUGAUCCACAAUGAACUUGAUGAGAACUUCAAGCGGUUCCAUAAAGAGGUUCUUUCAGAACUGGAGAAGAAAACGGAGGCCGACACGAAGUACAUGACGGCCACCUUCAAGCGCUACCAGACGGAGCACAAACUGAAGCAGGACUCCCUGGACCGCUCUCAGACCGAACUGAAGAAGCUGAGGAGGAAGACCCAGUCCAAGCACUCCUCCAAGUACGACCAUAAGGAGAAUGAGUAUUUGGAGACCAUUUCAUCCCGACAAAUGGAAAUGCAGAAGUUCAUUGCAGAUGGUUGUCGAGAGGCCCUACUGGAAGAGAAGAGACGUUUCUGUUUCCUUGCAGACAAGCACUGCGUGUUUUCCUACCAGAUUGGCAACUUCCACGACAAAGCCAAGGAGGUUCUAUCAGAAAACAUUCCGAGGUGGCAGGAGAAAUGCACCGACAUCAACAAAGUACCAGAAGGUCUGGCAACAAUGAUAAACGGGCUUUCUGUUAUUCCGGAGCAAACACCCAAGGCUGACCACCCCACAAGGAAUCAUGUGAGGCCCAUGUCACCUCCCCCAGCGCCGCCUUUGAAGGCUCACGUCAGUCCACUGGCCAACAUGUUUUACCCGCAGCGCAUGUCCUCCUCAGACCUCAACUCAGAUCUGGGUAGCAUUGGUGAGGGCUCUUUGUCCAGGUCCACAUCCCAGUCAUCUGGACUCAGUGUUAGCCAAAAAGUCAGAGUCAGAACCAUCUUUCCCCACACAGCGGGAAACAGCGACACGCUGCUCAGCUUUGACCAAGGAGAAAUAAUAUCUUUGCUCAUGCACGACGAGCAGGACGGCUGGCUGUACGGAGAGCUGGAGAGGACUCAGCAUCGAGGGUGGUUUCCAUCAUCUUACUGCAGACCCUACCAGGAGCAGCUAACAUCUAACAGCAAUCUGAGCACGCCGGUGCGGAGUCUGAGCGAAUGCAGUCUGCCAGAGGAGGAGGACGACGAUGUAUAUGACGCUGUGCUGCUGCCUCCGCCAGACUACAGCGACGACGUCCCCUUCAGCCCGGUGGUCCCCAUGAACCCCCCAUCGAACAACAAAGUUUCUAUGACGAACGGAACCGCAAAAGUCACUUUUCUCGGAGAAGGGAAUCCAUUCGCCACAGUCAAGCUGAGGCCGACUGUCACCAAUGACAGAUCAGCUCCAGCCAUCUGAAGCAGAGCCGGGGAGGAUCUUUCACCGCUUUUGGGCCUUCGGAGGACUGAAACUCUGAGCUAUGCUCUGAAAACCUCCUCAGAAUCAACACCUGAUUGUUAGUCUUUCAUUCAAAGAAUUGCCAUUACCCCCUUAAAACAAAAUGUUGCUCAAUCUUAUGUAGAAACAGUGAGAAGCUUUAAGUAAAAAACAAAAAGUUUGUUGACAGUUGCCAGGUUUGUGUUAUAAAAGUCACUCCAGAAUGACGUUUUGGACUUUUGGACCACAAUAAAAAGAUGGAAAAAGAUAACGCCAUGCCAAAGCGUUCCUGUCAGCCAACAACCAGCAGUAAAAGGAAGAAAAAAAUAUUUUGCCUUGCACAAGUGCAUCAUUUGGUUGUCAAAUGUUCACGUCAUGCGCAUUGUGAAUAAACACAAUGUGCACACACAAUGUGCAUGAGCUUAACAGCUUUCUAAAAGUCAAGCACAGGAACAGAACAUUCAAGUAGCUUUGGGCUCAUGAUUCUUAUUUAUUUGCAAAUAAAAGAAAGUUUUAUGGUAAAAAAAAAAAAUCAUGAAGGGAAUUGUAAAAAGAAAACAACGUUCAGUUUAUUUUGUUCUUUUUUGUAUAUUUUAAAAGACAUUGUGAUACACGAAGGUGGUUAAAAUGAAGGGAGAGUGUGUUGUUGGAAAGGGUUGUAGAUAAGAACUAUUUAUAUUGAGGAAGUUUUUAUGGACAAAGCUCUUCACCCCACCUUGAGCCAUACACAACACCGAGAUUGAGUAUUCACUUAUUGGUAAAAAUGACCUUUUAUUGUAAGGAAGUUAUUACGCUUUUCACUUUUUCAUUGCGUUUUUUGUGCAAAAAACAAAUUAAGGCAUCAAUUGCAGUUUAUCGGUAGACAUGUGUUUGCGAAUAAUGUGGCUAGCAGUAUGAAAAUGCUUUUUUUUGCAAUGUUUUCCUAUAUGAUAAAGCUGAUUAAUCAAACUGCUUGUUGAUCACACAAAUUAAUGUAAGCCGUCGUGCUGAUGUUGCUAAAGCGCCUUGCCACUGUGUUUACCUGCCAGUCAAAACACAAUAAAGUCUAUAUAAAGUCAA